GGUCUUUCUCUCAUUCAGUCCCCUCCCCCCUGACAGGCCAGAAGCUGCCCUGACCCACCCCACCUCUGGCAUGAACCCCCCAAAUUUGGUCUCCCCUUGAUGUGCCCUUCCCCAAGGGGAAGGGGUGGGGACCCCAAUUACACAUCCCCAAUUACACCCCCAGCCCCUCCCGCUCUCUGUCCCCCUCCCUUGGCCAUGGCCCAGCUCUUGGCGUGUCACACUCCGCUGAGCUGUGCUGGGGCAGGUCCUGGCGUGUGGGGCGGCUCUCGCCUCCCACAAUGCCCUGGGCCAGCCCGGUUGGCGUCUGAGCUCCCACAAGCCCCAGCGUGACCCAGGUGGCCCGGCACCGCAGCUCCCACGAGCCCCCUGAAUGGCUGAGUCACCUGAAGAUGCCGACCCCGACCGAGGGCAGCCAUGCCACGCGUGUGGGGACCAGUGUCCAGGCUUCCUGGUGCACGGAUGGAGGAAGAUCUGCCAGCACUGCAAGUGCCCGCGGGAGGAGCACGCGGUGCGGGCGGUGCCCGUCGACCUGGAGCGCAUGAUGUGCCGGCUCAUCUCGGAUUUCCAGCGCCACUCCAUCUCUGACGACGACUCGGGCUGCGCCUCCGAGGACUACGCCUGGGUGCCCCCUGGCCUCAAGCCGGAGCAGGUGUAUCAGUUCUUCAGCUGCCUCCCUGAGGACAAGGUGCCCUAUGUGAACAGUCCUGGGGAGCGGUACCGGAUCCGCCAGCUCCUGCACCAGCUGCCCCCCCACGACAGCGAGGCUCAGUACUGCAGCCCUCUGGAGGAGGAAGAGAAGAAGGAGCUGAAGCUUUUCUCCCAGCAGCGGAAGCGGGAGAAUCUCGGGCGGGGGACGGUUCGACUGUUCCCGGUCACCAUUACUGGUGCCAUCUGUGAGCAGUGCGGGAAGCAGAUCCGUGGUGGGGACAUCGCGGUCUUUGCCAGCCGGGCGGGGCACGGGGCCUGCUGGCACCCCCAGUGCUUCCAGUGCACCACCUGCCAGGAGCUGCUCGUGGAUCUCAUCUAUUUCUACCAGGAGGGGAAGAUCUACUGCGGGCGGCAUCACGCCGAGCACCUCAAACCCCGAUGCCAGGCCUGUGACGAGAUCAUCUUUGCCGACGAGUGCACGGAGGCCGAGGGCCGUCACUGGCACAUGCGCCAUUUCUGCUGCUUCGAGUGCGAGGAGGCGCUGGGCGGGCAGCGUUACGUCAUGCGCCAGAGCCGCCCCUACUGCUGCCGCUGCUACCAGGCCCUCUACGCCGAGUACUGUGACGCCUGUGGGGAGCCCAUCGGCAUCAACCAGGGCCAGAUGACGUACGAGGGCCAGCACUGGCACGCCACUGACGCCUGCUUCUGCUGCACCCGCUGCCGGCUGCCACUGCUGGGCAAACCCUUCCUGCCCAAGGGGGGGCAGAUCUUCUGCUCCCGGGGCUGCAGCCUCGGUGGGGAUGAGGCCAGCGCCUCAGACUCCUGCGACUCGGCUCUCCAUGGCCUCCGCCCCCAGGACGGGCGCCGGGCACCCCCCCGCCAUCCCACCGUCGCCCGCUCCAUCUCCUUCGCUGAUCGCCCUGCCCCGGCCCGGGGCAUGAACCCUGGCGGGCGCCGCAGCUGGAGCAGAACCCCUGGAGCGGAGGAGGGGGGCGAGCCGGCUGGAUGCACCUCACGGGGCACCUCCACCUGCCCGGGACCCCUGGAGGAGGAGGAAGGAGGUUCCGAGUCUUGCUUCCACCGCGGUGUGCCCCACCGACACUCCAUGCCCGAGCUGGGCCUGGCCCCAGCCAAGGGGUCGGACUGGACCAGCAGCUCCGCCUCCAAGCUCUCAGUCUCCCCCCGGCUCAGCCAGGGCCCCCCCCUGGAGGGUGGGGGGGUGGCAGCGGGGGAGGGGAGCUUCCCCCGGGGUGCCGCUCCCCGGGUGAGCUUCCGGGAGCCCCUGGUGGCGGGCGAACCGGGGGGGCCCCUCAGCGCCCAGCUGCAUCGGCGUCGGCCCCGCGCUCGGCCCUGCUUCUCCUUCGACAACGCCCUGCACCUGGCGGGGGAUGGGGAGCCUGGGGGGGGGCUCCCCCUGGAGGAACAGGGCCGGGGGGGGCGGCGCUUGGUCUACUCGGCCUCAGAGGGGGCCUUCCCCCCUAGCCACCGGUGUCGCUACCCCCGGGGCCGCGGUGGCCCCUGGCACGACUCCUCCUCCUCCUCUUCCUCCUCGGACUCGGAGGAGGAAGGCUACUUCCUUGGGGAGCCCAUCCCCAGGCCUCCCCACCUGCGGGGCGGGGCUGGCCCCCCUCCGGCCACUGAGGCGGGACCCCCCCGGCAGGGAGGGGGCAAAGGGCGCCAGGGGCUGCGGGCGGCUCGGGACAGGAGCUGUGUGGUGGCCUGAGUCAACCUUUGAACUUUGACCCUCCUGCUGGCAACGACCUCUCACGUAUGACCUUUGAACCUUGAACCCCCGGUGGCAACCUUUGACCUCUGCUUUCAGCCUUUGGUCACACCUUUUGAGCUUUGACCUCUCCAAUGUGGCCUCUGACCUUUGCUUGUGACCGUUAGACUUUGACCUCUCCGCUGUGAGUUCUGACCUUUAGUGGUCACCUUCCAUGAAGGACCUUUGAGACUUGACCUUUUGUGGUGUCACCCCUGACCUUUCACCUGGGACUCUCAGUGAUUGGCUUCUGCACUGGAACCUCUGACCUUUGAUCUGUGACCUUUCCAGAUCUGUGACCUUUUGUCUGGAAUCCUUAGCCAGUGACCUCUGUGGUGACUCCUGACCUUUGCUGUGAAUGCUUCCCUGGGGACUUUUGGACUUUGACCUUUCGGCUGUGACCUUUGACCUUGUUAACCUGGGCCUUUGCACUAUGACCUUUCAACUUUAACCUUUGGCCAAGGAUCCUGGGGCAGCGACCUUGCCCCUUGUCUUUGCCCUGGGGCUGUGGAUGGUUGGACCUUGGCCUUGUGAUUUUUGACCUCUCCUCAGGGACCUAUGAGCACUGACCUGCCCGUUGUGACCUUUGAACCCUACUCAGGAUCUUUGCAUUGGUGACCUCUGAACUCUGGUUGGCACCUUUCCACUGUGGCUGGUUAGAUUUGGUGGCGACCUUUGACCUGUUGGUGGUGAGCUUUCCCUUGUGGCCUUUGACCUUUCCACUGUGCCCCUUGACCUUUGGCUGGGAACUUUGACCUCUAACCCCUGAAAAUGCCUUCCCACCCUGACCUUUGCCUUUUGGAUGGGACCUUUGCACUGUGACUUUGGGGCCCUUGACCUGUUGACUUUUGUGCUUUGACCUUUCAUCUCUCUCACAUGAUCUUUGGGGGAUCAUCAAUGACCUGUGACGUGUCCAUUGUGACCUUUGAACUUUGACCUGGGAGGGGGUCAGCAGGAUUUUGGCUGUUUUUUUUGGUGUGUUCCCCUGUUUAGAUCAGGUUUUUUUGAUUGUUUAAUAGUGGAACAUUUGAGGGGUUCAGUUCCCACUCUCCAGACCCCCUUGGGGGCUGCACUGGGAGGAAGGGGGGGUUGCAGAGAAUGGGGGUACAGUUAUGUAUGGGGGUACACCCUGUACUGGCCCCAGUACAGAACUGGGGUCCUCACUGUGUCUGGAAUUUAACCUUCCAAUUUGCUUUUCUAUUAAAGGGUUAAUUUAAAGAAAAAAAAACAACCUUUUUAAUAAAAGAGUCUUUUAACAGUC
Molecule: messenger RNA, 3671 nt
Organism: Gopherus evgoodei (Goodes thornscrub tortoise)
Lineage: Eukaryota; Metazoa; Chordata; Testudines; Testudinidae
Gene: PRICKLE3
Product: prickle planar cell polarity protein 3
Exons: 9
Coding region: 371-2371 (666 amino acids)
Molecular function (GO): zinc ion binding
Source: RefSeq, a predicted model, not a curated record